AUGGAAGAGAACAUUGUGCCAAAAAAGAUUGCAGCUGGGAAUAUUUGCACAUUGUAUUAUGCUCAUCAAGGGGAUAGUCUGGAUAAUGAAAUAUAUGAUUUACACUCGGACAUGGAUGGUGGGCUUGGUAAUGCUCAAGGAUUGAUUCAACAUGAUUAUAAAGUACUCGAAUGUCCACCCGAAUUAGUCGCCUUUUUACAGGCAUCAAAAACUUUGGUGAUUCGGGGAUGCGACACUGACGAGGCUGUAUUAUGCACAGAUCAGGCUACGUAUAGUCUUCGUCAGGUGGAAACAUCAAACUCGAUGCUACUGUUGCAGAAUCGAUCUUUUAAUCUCAGCUCUGAUCGGCAAAUCCAAACCUCCAACGCUUUCACUAGCUGUUUCCCUAACACCCGCAUUGACGCAGUAUCCGAUGUUAUUUUCACUCAUUCAUCGUAUCUUGAAGUAGCUUGCAUUCCUCCUAAACUCGCGAAGCUUGAGCUUAUGCUGAACGAGUGUUUAUAUGCAGGAUCAGACACGGAAGCAUGCAAUCAAACCAAUCAAAACUGCAAAAAUCAGUCCAUAUACUCUCUCAGUGAUUUUCUAGAAAUAAUUCAGGCGAGCGAGGGUGAAAUUAUUGAUCAAUUGAAUAUUCUUGGGGCUUUUGAAAUCAACGGGUUUUGGAGACUACUUGCACCUACAUAUGCAUUGUAUAUUUUGCAACUGAUAAUGCUAUCGGCAGUAGAGCGCGAUAUGGAUAUUUUUCAACUUUCGCUCAAUGAUCUUGCAAUUGCACUUUCUGAAGAUCAAAUACCCGAGCCCGUAUUGAAAAGAUGCCUUUUAUCCAACUCGGACUCUUGUGAUACUAUGGGUCAAGACACUGUUUUUAAGCUUUCUCGCACUAAAAUUUGUAGGCUGUAUGGUGAUCAAAUGUUGAGAGAACUAACUGGAAAUGGCAUAGAGAUAAUGCAGUUUUUAAAAUCAUGGCAAAGUGCUGUACCUUUGGACUGGGAAGUCCAUCUUGAUCAAAUCAAAGGCUUAUAUCUAUUAGAUGGUAGCCAGAUAAAAACAAUUCGAUACUUUCCAAAAAGCUUAUUGGCUACAGAUCCCAGAAUGCGAUUUGAAGAUCUAUUUAAAAUUAGAAAAAAAUGGCUUAGAGAAGACAUGCUUCCAUUUAUUGAGGAUCUUGCAACAACUGAUAAAGCACGCGAGCUGCUUCUGUUAAAGAAUGCUCGAAUAUCCAAACAAGGAUCUAAUACGUACUUUACACCCCGAUUCACUUUUUUUUCAAAAUGACGAACCAUGCUACAACUGAUCUUGGUGUUUACUUUAUCAUGGCAUAUCUGCCAACUAUUACGUCAUCAAAAACACUAAUAAACAAAAAAUCAAUAACCUUG
This is a messenger RNA of Batrachochytrium dendrobatidis JAM81, 1376 nucleotides long. RefSeq lists its product as uncharacterized. The transcript is spliced from 7 exons. The record is from RefSeq and is a predicted model, not a curated record. Bases 1 to 1275 code for a protein of 424 amino acids. Lineage: Eukaryota; Fungi; Chytridiomycota; Chytridiomycetes; Rhizophydiales. Gene Ontology annotation, cellular component: chromatin; Ctf18 RFC-like complex; chromosome, centromeric region. Gene Ontology annotation, biological process: maintenance of mitotic sister chromatid cohesion; mitotic sister chromatid cohesion.